GCUGCUCGCCUGUGUGAUAGGUUUCCACAGUAAUCUUUAUGCUGCAUUAGAGACAUAGAUACAGAGGUGCUGUACUGUGUUCUUGCAACGGUGGAGGUGCUCGGCUGGUAACGUUAAAGAAGGAAUAAGGCUCCCAAGAGAAGGCGUUCGUCUUUGUUGUGGAGCAUCAGCCGUUAAGGACAGCCAGCAGCGGUGGGAGGUCAGUGAAGGAGACUCAGUUCAUGCAAUUUCCUGCUGCAGAGAGCAUUUUAAGAAAGGACAGCAUUCCUGUGACCUCUGCCUACCAUCCAUAAAAUACUCAUUCCCCUCUCAGCUCUGCCUGCAGUUGAACACAAAGACCUGGAGGAGACUCCCACCUCUUCAGGGAGAAGAAAGGAGGCAGCGAAGCAGAUUAAAGGAACUUGUGGCUUGUGGCCUUUUUGUGCAAGGGCUGCCUGAAAGGGGAGAAAAGUGUAUGAAAGCCACCGUGGCGGUUAAUGAGCUGUGAGAUGAGGCGCUGCUGCGGCCGCUGCUGCUGACACUCGCUCCCAGGCUGCACCCGCUGCCCUUGGCGCUUCAUGUACAUGUGUCUAUUCAGGCCGUGCGGAGGCGUCCAGAAGAGCAUCCAACACGGCUGCCGGGGAAAGACCGCCCACCAUGCCCACGGAGACCCUACAGACAGGUAGCAUGGUGAAGCCGGUCAGCCCCGCGGGCACCUUCACCUCUGCCGUGCCCCUGCGUAUCCUGAACAAGGGGCCAGACUACUUCCGCAGGCAGGCCGAGCCCAACCCCAAGAGGCUCAGCGCCGUGGAGAGGCUGGAGGCCGACAAGGCCAAGUACGUCAAGAGCCAGGAGGUGAUCAACGCCAAGCAGGAGCCCGUAAAGCCCGCCGUGCUGGCCAAGCCCCCGGUGUGCCCGGCUGCCAAGCGCGCGCUGGGCAGCCCCACGCUCAAAGUAUUUGGCAACCACGCCAAGACCGAGAGCGGCGUGCAGAGGGAGAACCUCAAGCUGGAGAUCCUGAAGAAUAUCAUCAAUAGCUCCGAGGGCUCCAGCUCGGGCUCGGGGCACAAGCACAGCUCCCGCAACUGGCCGCCCCACCGGUCGGAAACCACCGACCUGCACCGUCACUCCUUCGCGGAGUCCCUGAAAGUCUACCCCACGCAGGGCCGCGGCAGCCCGCAGGAGGGCGGCUCCCACGUGAGCAGGAGACUGCUGGAGCAGUCAGCUGAGUCCUUCCUCCACGUGUCCCACAGCUCUUCGGACAUCCGCAAGGUGACCAGCGUGAAGCCCCUCAAGGCCAUCCCCUGCAGUAGCUCUGCCCCUCCCCUGCCUCCUAAGCCCAAGGUCGCAGCCAUCGCCACCAUGAAGUCCCCCGAGGCUGACCCUGUGGAACCAGCUUGUGGAGUCAGCCGAAGACCCUCCCUCCAGCGGUCUAAGUCAGACUUGAGUGACAGAUAUUUCCGAGUGGACGCGGACGUGGAGAGGUUCUUCAACUACUGUGGACUGGACCCGGAAGAGCUGGAAAACCUGGGAAUGGAAAACUUUGCAAGGGCUAAUUCUGACAUAAUAUCCCUCAACUUCCGCAGCGCAAGCAUGAUCAGCUCAGACUGUGAACAGUCUCAGGACAGUAACAGUGACCUUAGAAAUGAUGACAGUGCCAAUGACCGUGUGCCGUAUGGCAUUUCUGCCAUCGAAAGAAAUGCCAGAAUCAUCAAGUGGUUAUAUAGCAUCAAACAAGCUAGAGAGUCACAGAAGGUCUCCCACGUGUAAGACAGUGGGUGGAAAGGAGGAAGGGUGGGUCUCUGUGCUUACGCAGUUGUAAAGGUUGUGAGGUCUCCUUGAAGUGUUGUGAGCUUCUCCACUCUUUGUGUUGCUUGUUGUGCAAUGUUUUCAAGUUGCAUGCCUGUCAACAUGGGGACUGACCUGGCUUCCACGUCACCAUCGCUGCAGAGCCUGGCCUAACACGCGUCAUCUGCCAAAAGUUUCAGGCCAGAAUCUAAUUAGGGCUUUGCUCUUAAGCAAAACUGUUUACAUGAAAAUGGUAUACGACUUCUUCAAUAUUUAUGUGGUUCUUGUGUUUUUAUAUCCCGCGCUAUUAUGUCUUAAUUAAAAGUUUUAUCAACUGGCUUUUAAGUUGAGAGCAGAAUCUUUUUGAAAUAAAAAGCCACUUUGCCUACAUGUGAGACUAUUCCAAUGGGACAGUAAAUGGGAUCUGCUACCAAACAGAUAGUGACUGACCGCACAUAGAACCAGGCUGGGUUUUCUGUGGAAUAAAGUGGUGAGCCUGACGUUAAUCGUUUACAUGUUGAAAUUCUCUUGCCACUUAGUGAAGUGUCGCUGGGGUAACAAUGCUAAGUUUUGUGUCCGAUUCAGUGUGUAAAUGUUGGUGGUUCUGUGUAAUGCUGACCCCAAGGAAAGACAAUCAGAUAAAAUGAAGGAUGGUUAAAUCUAGGAGGUUGGGUGUUUGGGGGUUUUGUUGAUGUUGUUCUAAUUUGGGAUAUUUCAGAAAUUUUUAAUACUAUCUUUUGACAGAAUGGCCACCCUAAAACAAAUACUGAAUGCCUUUUAAAAAAAAAAAAAAAGUUGUGUUUAUUUGUUUUUGUCGAGAACUACUAAUUUCAUGCUGUUUCUUUCUCUCUCCCUUUGUUGUUAUUUGAUUUGAGGGAAGGGAGUGAGGCUUGUGCAGAUUUGAGCUAUCAGAAGACAUGAACAGAAGUGAAAAUACCAGCCAUAUCAGUAGAGCCUCCCAUUCAAAAGUGAACACACUUGGUAGCUGAACCAUAUCUGAGCAGCGUGAUUCUGUUGUCUUGCAUAUGUUACUCUCUCAGGCUGUGGGUCUCUGUUACAGCUCUAGGAAACUGUAGAAUUUCAAUGCUAUGUAGCUUUUCCACCCCAUGGUCUCUAGUGCUGCCUAUCAACUUGUCCCCUUUUUUUCCCAAUAACCUGUCUUUCAGGUGGUACAGUUAGCUGUCACUCAGCUGACUCUAUGAUGUGGCAGCAGAGAGGGAAACCUACAAGUGGUUUGCCUCAUUGCCUUUGCCACAUCUGAAGUUCUCAGCAGCGCUACCUUAGACUUCAUCAGCUAAUAGGAAACUUUUUAUGGUGUAAAUGCUGUAAGACUUUGUACAUACUUCAGUUGUUAUGAAAUCUUUAAAGAAAAAAAAGAAAAAGUUACACUAAUAAAUUGCUCUGGUGCAGGCA
Molecule: messenger RNA, 3180 nt
Organism: Mandrillus leucophaeus (drill)
Lineage: Eukaryota; Metazoa; Chordata; Mammalia; Primates; Cercopithecidae
Gene: FAM110B
Product: family with sequence similarity 110, member B
Exons: 3
Coding region: 637-1749 (370 amino acids)
Source: RefSeq, a predicted model, not a curated record